Messenger RNA from Dermacentor silvarum, 2248 nucleotides. RefSeq names its product DNA-directed RNA polymerase I subunit RPA49 (gene Polr1E). The record is from RefSeq and is a predicted model, not a curated record. Gene Ontology annotation, molecular function: DNA binding. The coding region runs from base 112 to 1344 and encodes 410 amino acids. Gene Ontology annotation, cellular component: RNA polymerase I complex. Gene Ontology annotation, biological process: nucleolar large rRNA transcription by RNA polymerase I; RNA polymerase I preinitiation complex assembly; transcription elongation by RNA polymerase I. Lineage: Eukaryota; Metazoa; Arthropoda; Arachnida; Ixodida; Ixodidae. The transcript is spliced from 2 exons.
UUGAAACCGAAACCUGGUGGCGUUCUAGGCCCACGCUUCUCGGGCGCGAACCACGUUUUUUCGAGGCGGUCUGUGGUGUUUUCGCAUGUGUUUUUGCCCCGAGCAUGCAAAAUGGCACCUAAGAAGUGGCGCUUGACAGCGGUGCAGGGACCAACAUGCGUACCGGUCGUCUCUUUCUCGCACGGCUCGCUAAAUGCUUCGACGCGGCUGCCGACCACCGUCUACGAGCAAAAGGUGACCACUGCCGGCCGCUCCAAGACCCGGCGCAUCCUUGCCUCCGAAGCCGACGGCUUGGAGUAUAUCGGCGAGAACUACGGCGAACACGGACUCCGCGCCAAUGCGCAAUGCAACCACUUCGUGGCCGUCGAGAACGUGAGCACGGGAGCCGUCUCGCUUUACCCGGCCGACCUGAUCAGCAUGCGGCCUUACUUCGCUAGAUCGGCGCCGAGCGACAACGCCUCGAAAGCGCCGGACAGCAAGACGUUUCGCGAGAAAGUCGACGCCCUCGCGACAGCCUUCGGUAGCAAGCGCAAGAGGAAGGCGGUCGAAACGCGUCUCCGUCUCAACGUCGAAGAAGACACGCUUCACGAAACCACAGCCAGCACGCUGGCCGCCGUCAAGGACAGCCUGGCGGCGCUAGAAAACGACUCGACAGGCGGCGGCAAGUCUUCGACGCUGGUCGUCGAUUCGAUACCGCCGCAGAACCGCCAAGCCACGAUCCCCCAGGACGUGUACCGGAUCGAAGACGUCAUCCCGCCAGAGCACAACGACUACCUCGACGAAGUGGCCCAGCCUCUGCUGAACGCGACGCCCGACGAGAUCGCCCAGUGGAGAUCGGAUGCCACCUACCCCGAGUACGUCAUCAACCGCGUCCAACGCCUUUCCAGGGACCCCGAGAACCGAGCCAUCGAGGCCAGGCUUCUAGUCUUCUACUGCAUGCUGGUCUCGAUCUCACGGUUGAGGUACACCGACGUGAAAAAGAAGGACCCGAUACCCGACAUAGCGCAACCGCUCAAAGGGAUCCUCCUGGACACGUUCACGCUGACAGCCCGUAGCGAGCGGGGCGUGACGUCACGUAGCUUUCCGCAGCGAAUGAAGGACAAGGUGCUCGCCUACAUCCUGGUGGUCGUGCUGAUACUGGAGGACUACAAGUUCGACUUCAAGACGGUCCAGCUCGACACCAAGGCGUCGGACAGGACUCUGACGACGCUGGCGUACGCGCUCGGAUGUCACGUGGGCACGAAAAAGGAGCCGGGUUCGCGCUUGGGAAGCAAGUUCCUCGAACUCAAGCUGCCCCUCGUAGAUCCCAGUCAGCAUCAGAAAGCCAAGAGGGGCAGAAUGUGAAACCGAGUUUUGUGUUGCAUAAAGGAAUGUUAGAUAGUGACGUUACAGAGCUGGUCACGUGCAAGCUAUGUAUAGUGUCGCAGUACCAUUCCGAAGGUCAUUGAACAGUCUCAUUGGAGGCUGGUCAAUACCUUGUGAACGCUUUCCUGUUGCACUGAAGCAGUUUUAAUGAGGCCUUGAAGCUGCAUUUUACGCAAACAUCAGCUGCACGUUGGAAAAAGUGCGGUGAACUUUGAAAAUGAUCUAGUAAGCCUCUGACAAAGCUGGUAGAGAGUGAAAAAGCUGCACUGACAGUACAGAUGAAAUGUGCUAACAACCGCUGCUUCGCCGAUUCCUAGAAGAUCUGGAAGAGUGUGCGGGAGUAAUUUGUGGUCUCAAACGAUUGGCUAAUGACAGGUGUCUUCGGGUUGCUGUCACCCGACUUCAGUUUGCAGUGACAUGGCAUUUUGAAAAUCACAAAACUCGCCUUGCCUUUGAAAAGAGCGAUCUUGUUAAUUCCAUGCACUACAGAUAGCUACAAAACUUGACAGAUGUUCACAGUUUCAUGCUCUAACACAAUAAUGUGUUGACUCAACAAGCUCACUGGAGAGCACACACUGUGAAGAAAUGGACUCUUCAAAACGUUUGUGUUUGCCCUGUCCUUCCAGCCUUAACUCCUGUAUGCUCGGCAACAAUUCAAUGAGAACAUGUCAGCGUCUCACUUCAGUUCAUGCGUCUACCAAGCAUUAGAGGCCAUGUCUUACGCAGCCAGCAGUGUUGUGGACGUCAUUUAAGCUAAUAUGUUAUAAGUUGAACCUGUCCAUAUACCUUCGUAUAUGGACAGGUUCAUCCAUGAAAGUGUUGGAAUGUACCGAGUGUUUCACUGUUAAGAGUCUGGCAUAAAGUGCGAUUCUGAACUAAGGCA